CCCCCCGUGCAACAGUGUGCAGCCCCUCGUUCCCCACCAGACAGACAGAGACAGAGCGGCUGAGAUGAACAGGAGAGAAGGAGGGGAGCAGGCAGGCAGGGAGGAACAAACACAUAAAGAGGCGCGGAGGAGCUGGAAGAAUGACAGUCUGGUUUCUGGGUGAAGAGGGGUUUACUCUGAGAGGGAGAGUCUGUCAGGAGUAAGAGACCAGAGGCAUGAGAGAAAGGCAGCUCCAGUGACUGUGCAGACAAAGGUAGCUUCAGAGUGCGUGUCUGCCGCUCAUUUCAUUCACACACACACACACACACACUCUCUUUCUCUUUUUCACUCACACACCCUCGAGCAAAAGCAGCCGAGCUGUGUGGGUGUGAGGCAGCAUGAGAAGUGACAUCUGUACUUCCACACAUACAGCCGACUGACGGACUCACUUAAUCACAGAUGACACACACCUGCCGGGUGCGCGCUCACUAACACACCUUAAUUACGUCGUACACACACGCUCACACACGCCUUUACUACGCUAAGAAGUCAACAUGGGUCUGGUGAUGGGAACCUUCUCCCUGCAGUCCAAGCAGACAAAGCCGAUGAUGACUUGGAGAUGACCAUUGUCUGUCAUCGGCCAGAGGGGCUCGACCAGCUCGAAGCUCAAACCAACUUCAGUAAAAGAGAGCUCCAAGUUCUCUAUCGGGGCUUCAAGAAUGAAUGUCCCAGCGGAGUUGUUAACGAGGAAACCUUCAAGCAAAUCUACUCACAGUUUUUUCCACAUGGGGAUGCCAGCACUUACGCUCACUACCUGUUCAAUGCUUUUGACACCGGACACACAGGAUCAAUAAAGUUUGAGGACUUUGUUACAGCUUUGUCCAUUCUCCUAAGAGGUUCUGUCACAGAGAAACUCCAGUGGACCUUUAAUCUCUACGACAUCAACAGAGAUGGAUACAUCAACAAAGAGGAGAUGACAGACAUUGUCAGAGCAAUAUAUGACAUGAUGGGGAAAUACACAUACCCUGUCCUGAAAACUGAUGCACCCAGACAACAUGUGGAUGCAUUCUUCCAAAAAAUGGACAAAAAUCGAGACGGUGUCGUCACGCUUGAUGAAUUCAUCCUUUCUUGUCAAGAGGAUGAAAACAUCAUGAGGUCUCUGCAGCUUUUUGAAAAUGUCAUCUAAAUGGCAAAUGCCAGGAGGGGGCGGAGCAACAGAUGACAACACAGAGCAAGAGACGAGGGGAAAAAAAGGAUAAGGAGAAUGAAAGACGGACAAAAGUUUGCAGGAGCAAAAAAACAUUAAAACCUCAGAGAGAAGCGAAACAAGGAGCUUUAACUGCCACUUUGGGUUUAGAAAUGUAUCUCUGGCGAACAAACCUUCUCUGGUUUUUGAAAUCGUCUUUCAGAUUCAUUUGGUCUUUCUCUGAGUGUCUACCUCGUCUCUGUCUCCUUCAUUUAUCACUGUUGUGGCUUACUUUCAGCUUGGACUGUGUUUGUUUUGGGAGGGGGAGAGAAGGGAUUGCCACUGUGUAAAUAUGCAGCCAGUCUCUCCUUUGGGCCAGUCUGUCUCUUGUUUUGAACUAAAAAGCAGCUUACAGGUGAAGUGUCCCAAGCAACAAUCUGUUUACAGCAUUAUUUCAUGUAACAGUGCAGCAAAAGUGAGCAAGUUAAUGAAGCAUGUAGGGCAGAUGCCCACAUUAUACUGUAUUUGGUGUGCAUUGCAAAGACAUUUUGUCUUAGUGCUGACAUUUGAGAGCACAUAACUUUGCAGCGCUGAACUAAGUGUCCGUUAAGACGUCAUAAGUCAGUUCCUGAGCGUUGUAACAACUAAGCUGUGUUAUAGGUAUUUAAUUGUUGUUUUUGUGGCUUUUUCUUACUGUCUGAUGUCUGUCUGUGUUUCUUAUUCUGAUACCUGUGUGUCCUGUUGUCCGAGUGGCUAUAACUCUGUAAUUAUGCUGCCUGUCUCAAUAUCUGCUGAAUAAAGAGCACAUCAGUUGGCUUACAGGUAGAAAGCAACACAUAUGCAUGUUCUUGUGUGUUUGUUUGUGGUGCCAUAAUGCCAACGCCCUGCUUGAAAAGCUAUUUAAUUUUGGGCAUGUGCAGAAAUCAGUUCAUGUCGAGGAUCCUUCAGUGAAAAGAAGCAUAUUUUGGAGAGACGGAAGUUUUGUCUUCGGCUCUGUCUCAUUCAAAAACCAAACACUGACUCAGAGUGACCAACAUUUCACUGUGAGGGGAGGAAGGGUGAUGGAGGAAGGCAAAGAUCUGAGAGCUAGACCUCAAAACUGAUUCUGGAGGAAUGGAAGCCAUUUUUCAAACAAGAGCCAUCGUUUUUGAUGAUUGAGCCAGGAUGAAAGAUUUAAAUAUUCCGCUUUUACUCACUGUGCUAAGCCAAUAAUGUAAUCUAAAUGAGUUGCAGAAAUCCAGACAAGACGACAGAGAGGUAGAGACAGGCAUAUAGACAAUUUAAACUGUCAUUUCAAAUGAUGCGUGUAUUGAAAUAUUGUAUAAAGUCAUAUUUAUCAAUAAACUUUUCAGGGAAAAGAAAACAACUCAUGUCAUGUUUUACAAUUCUACUCCUCAUGAUUUCCCCCCCACCCCUCCUUUACC
Poeciliopsis prolifica (blackstripe livebearer) is the source of this 2589-nucleotide messenger RNA. Its product is annotated as Kv channel-interacting protein 1. Lineage: Eukaryota; Metazoa; Chordata; Actinopteri; Cyprinodontiformes; Poeciliidae. Gene Ontology annotation, molecular function: potassium channel regulator activity; transmembrane transporter binding; calcium ion binding. The transcript is spliced from 8 exons. The record is from RefSeq and is a predicted model, not a curated record. The coding region runs from base 599 to 1165 and encodes 188 amino acids. Gene Ontology annotation, biological process: regulation of potassium ion transmembrane transport. Gene Ontology annotation, cellular component: voltage-gated potassium channel complex.